Molecule: messenger RNA, 2307 nt
Organism: Saccharomyces kudriavzevii IFO 1802
Lineage: Eukaryota; Fungi; Ascomycota; Saccharomycetes; Saccharomycetales; Saccharomycetaceae
Gene: SEC23
Product: GTPase-activating protein SEC23
Exons: 1
Coding region: 1-2307 (768 amino acids)
Biological process (GO): COPII-coated vesicle cargo loading; endoplasmic reticulum to Golgi vesicle-mediated transport; COPII-coated vesicle budding
Cellular component (GO): COPII vesicle coat; endoplasmic reticulum exit site
Molecular function (GO): zinc ion binding; GTPase activator activity
Source: RefSeq, a predicted model, not a curated record
AUGGACUUCGAGACUAAUGAAGACAUCAACGGGGUCCGUUUCACCUGGAACGUGUUUCCCUCCACCAGAAGCGACGCCAACAGCAAUGUUGUCCCCGUCGGCUGCUUGUAUACUCCCUUGAAGGAGUACGAUGAAUUGAACGUUGCUCCAUAUAACCCCGUCGUGUGCUCGGGCCCGCACUGUAAGUCGAUUCUGAACCCAUACUGUGUGAUUGAUCCGCGCAACUCGUCCUGGAGUUGUCCCAUCUGUAAUUCCAGGAACCAUUUGCCUCCGCAGUACACCAAUCUGUCGCAGGAGAACAUGCCGCUAGAGUUGCAGUCCACCACGAUUGAGUACAUCACCAACAAGUCCGUCACCGUUCCCCCCAUCUUCUUCUUCGUUGUGGAUUUGACUUCCGAGACGGAGAAUCUCGACUCGCUGAAGGAGUCUAUCAUCACGUCGUUGUCUCUAUUGCCUCCCAACGCCCUCAUUGGGUUGAUCACGUACGGGAACGUCGUGCAAUUGCACGAUCUGUCCAGCGAAACCAUUGACAGGUGCAACGUGUUCAGAGGCGACAGAGAGUACCAGCUCGAGGCGUUGACCGAGAUGUUGACGGGCCAAAAGCCAACAGGCCCGGGCGGUGCCCCAUCUCAUCUACCGAACAGCAUGAACAAGAUCACGCCCUUUUCCUUGAACAGGUUUUUCCUGCCCUUGGAACAGGUCGAGUUCAAGUUGAAUCAGCUGCUCGAAAACAUGUCUCCGGAUCAGUGGUCCGUCCCCGCAGGUCACAGACCGUUGAGAGCCACAGGGUCUGCUUUGAACAUCGCGUCUUUGCUUCUACAAGGCUGCUAUAAAAACAUCCCCGCAAGAAUAAUCCUCUUCGCCGCCGGUCCAGGCACCGUUGCCCCAGGUUUGAUUGUCAAUUCAGAAUUGAAAGAUCCCUUGAGAUCCCACCACGAUAUCGACUCAGACCACUCACAACAUUACAAGAAGGCCUGCAAGUUCUAUAAUCAGAUCGCUCAAAGGGUCGCUACCAACGGCCACACUGUCGAUAUCUUUGCCGGCUGUUACGAUCAAAUCGGUAUGUCCGAAAUGAAGCAGUUGACAGAUUCCACCGGUGGUGUGUUAUUGUUGACCGAUUCCUUCUCCACUGCGAUCUUUAAGCAAUCCUACCUGAGACUGUUCGCCAAGGAUGAAGAAGGGUAUUUGAAGAUGGCCUUCAACGGUAAUCUGGCAAUCAAGACAAGUAAAGACCUGAAAGUCCAAGGUUUGAUUGGCCAUGCCUCCGCUGUCAAGAAAACAGAUGCCAACAACAUCAGUGAGGCUGAAAUCGGUAUCGGUGCCACAUCCACUUGGAAAAUGGCUUCUUUGUCGCCCUAUCAUUCGUAUGCAGUUUUCUUUGAAAUUGCCAACACCGCGGCUAACUCUAACCCAAUAAUGUCUGCUCCGGGCUCAGCAGACAGACCUCAUUUAGCAUACACUCAAUUCAUUACCACUUAUCAACACUCCUCUGGUACUAACCGUGUUAGGGUCACCACCGUGGCAAACCAACUCUUACCCUUCGGUACUCCAGCCAUUGCAGCUUCCUUUGAUCAAGAAGCGGCUGCUGUUUUAAUGGCACGUAUUGCUGUCCACAAGGCUGAAACCGAUGAUGGCGCUGACGUUAUCAGAUGGCUGGACAGAACUUUGAUUAAACUAUGUCAAAAGUAUGCAGACUACAACAAAGACGACCCUCAGUCCUUCAGAUUGGCUCCAAAUUUUUCGCUAUAUCCUCAAUUCACCUACUAUUUGAGAAGAUCCCAAUUCUUAAGUGUCUUUAAUAAUUCUCCGGAUGAAACUGCAUUUUAUAGACAUAUUUUCACAAGAGAGGAUACCACUAAUUCUUUAAUCAUGAUUCAACCAACUUUAACCUCUUUCUCGAUGGAAGACGACCCACAACCUGUCUUGUUAGAUUCUAUCUCUGUCAAACCAAACACCAUACUAUUAUUGGAUACUUUCUUUUUCAUCUUAAUAUACCACGGUGAGCAAAUCGCCCAAUGGAGAAAGGCUGGCUACCAAGACGAUCCACAAUACGCUGAUUUCAAAGCCCUUCUAGAAGAGCCAAAACUAGAAGCUGCAGAAUUAUUAAUAGAUAGAUUUCCACUACCAAGGUUCAUUGACACCGAGGCUGGUGGUUCUCAAGCAAGAUUUUUACUAUCUAAAUUGAAUCCAUCCGAUAACUAUCAAGAUAUGGCCCGCGGUGGGUCCACAAUUGUCUUGACUGAUGACGUCUCUUUACAAAAUUUCAUGACUCACUUACAACAAGUUGCUGUCUCUGGUCAAGCAUAG